AUGAAAAGAGCUGUUGAUCCAUCAUCCAACCCCAAUGGAGGAUUUGCCAAUAAUCCUACACAAAAGACUUCUUUUCCUGCAGGUACGGCAAAACAAACACCAACCUCUCCUGCCAGUAGUGCUUCUUCUUCAGCGUCAUCAGCUUCAUCAGCAUCAUCCAGUAGCAACAAUCUUUCUUCUUCAUCCUUUUCUUUAACAUCAUCAGCUACUUCAGCAAGUUUGCCACCCAUUCCAACAGACAACUCUUCUUCUUCUGCCUCAAGUGUUACACCAACCAUCAGUCCUAGUUCAUCAUCUGCUGCCGAUAGUAAUUCAGGAAUAUCUGGUGGUGCUAUUGGUGCCAUUGUUGCUGUGAUCAUUAUUGUCAUUGGUGGUAUUGCUGCUUUCUUCAUCAUGCGCCGUCGUCGUCAAAAAAGAAUCACUGCUCGUGCUGGUGCUGGUGCCAUGCGUGAUCCUUAUAAUGAAGGUUUUAGUACAUUUCCUCCACCACCUGCUCCCAUGGCUUUUACUUCCAACUACAAUUCAUCAUCUAGCUAUAACGAUUCUACUGCUGCUGGAUCAGCACAUCAACAACAACAACAACAACAACAAUCAUCAGUUCAACAACCGCCUUCAUCUUAUCAUUAUCAAACUCCAUCCACCUAUCCUAUUACUGCACCCAAUAUGAUUAGUACACCACCUAUGUCUUCUUCAAAUGCACCUGCAACAAUGGCCAAUGUUCCAUCAACUAUCGAUAAUACCAUUGCUCCUAUUGCUACUGCUACUGCUACUGCUGCUGCUGCUACUACUGCUGUUGCUGCCGGUAUUGCUACAUCUGGUAACACUGAUCAACAACAACAACAACAACCUGGUGAUAUUUGGCAACAACCACCUAUUGGUACCUUUACAGUGUUAACUACUUACACACCUACUUUAAGUGAUGAAAUAGAUGUACAACCCAAUGAUCAAGUUCAAAUCUUUGAAGAAUAUGAUGAUGGAUGGUGCCUUGGUAUCAAUCUGACAAGAGGACAAACCAGAGGUGUCUUCCCCAAGCAUUGUGUGACCCCUGAACAAGAACAAGCCAAUCCAUCAUCCCAUUCCUUAGCUGUCUCUGAUCAACCUACUCUCACCGCUGGUAAACGUAUUAGUUCAUUAUACAUGGAAAAUCCUCCUACCAUAGCUUCAUAA
Molecule: messenger RNA, 1167 nt
Organism: Halteromyces radiatus
Lineage: Eukaryota; Fungi; Mucoromycota; Mucoromycetes; Mucorales; Cunninghamellaceae
Exons: 2
Coding region: 1-1167 (388 amino acids)
Molecular function (GO): protein binding
Source: RefSeq, a predicted model, not a curated record